UGUUGAAAUUUAAUUGCUAAUUUGUUCUUUCCUAAGAUGUUUUCUAUUGAGCUAGACUAGAAUACAUACAGAAGGGAUCAAACUUGACAGAAAGUGAGCUGAUUUGAAAAAAUAAGCCAUGACAUGACAGUGACACUGUUGUUACCAAUAUGUCAAGAUUUAUUUGAGUUUCACCGCAGCUACUAAAAACACACACCAUGCAGCUCACACACUCAGUAAGCCAUCUAUGCUGAGACAGGCAGAAAACAAGCGCUCACCUUCAAAAGUCAUAUUAACUACAGAAAAAAACUGACUAUCCUUCAAACUCUCUCUGCAGUCUCGUCACUGGCCCCAUAUCGCUGCCUGUGGAGGCUGGCAUCAGGGCCAGCUGAUGUCACAGCAGAUCUGAGGCAGCUGUAGUCAUAGAAGCGCAGAAAUGCAGCUCAGCACUGCACCUACAGUGGGUCGCUGGAGGAGAGGAAAUCCGGACAGCCAAGGUCUGCUAGGUGUGCUGAGUGUGUGUGCUACGUUACUGCAGUUAUGCGCUGGCUGUCCUUCAGAGUGUGUGUGUAACUCACUGGAAGCUAACUGCAGUGGGCGGAGUCUAGUAUUUGUGCCCGCUCUCACUUCUCUCCCGGAGGGCACACAUACCCUCCUUCUGGCCAAUAACCGCCUCUCCUCCCUUCCCGUCUCUGCCUUCGCCAACCUAAGCACCCUGGAGACACUCGACCUGUCCAAUAACUAUUUGGAUAACCUGCCUUCCAGACUGUUCCGUGAGCUGAGUAACCUGAGUGAUUUGAGUUUGCGUAACAACAGCCUGACGGUUUUGGAUCGCGAGUUAUUUCGCGGCCUGACCCUGCUGCGGAGACUGGAUCUGUCUCUGAACGGCUUGGCCGCUGUGCCGCUGGGCCUGCUGGAUGAGCUGCAAGGGCUGACUUGGCUCUCCUUGGCUGGGAACAGACUUCAUGCUCUUGAGAGAGCCACAUUUGAGCCUCUCGUCAACCUUCAGCACCUGGAGCUGGGCAUGAACCCCUGGGAGUGUGACUGCAACCUGAGAGACUUCAAACACUGGAUGGAGUGGCUAAUAUAUCGAGGCGGUUAUGUCGAUGCCGUUGAGUGUACACUUCCGAAGGACUUAAGGGGUCGUGACAUCAGGGGUGUUCCUGUGGAGAUGUUCAACUACUGUCUGCAAUUGGAAGAUGAGAAUGGGGGCGGGGCUGGGAGCACAAAGAGUGGAUCUCCACCUUGUUUUCGAGGGACAGCCACUCCGUCAUCUGAUGGUGCAGUGGUGCGUACACCGGCGGAGCUACCAGACUGUGUGAAGCAGCGUUAUCGGCCGGUCAGUGUUCGCAGGGCGAUCGGUACAGUAGUGAUCGCUGGUGUGGUCUGUGGAAUCGUGUGUAUUAUGAUGGUGGCUGCCGCAACGUAUGGCUGCAUUUAUGCCUCUCUAAUGGCAAAAUACCAACGAGAGCUAAAGAAGAGGCAGCCGUUGAUGGGUGACGCAGAGGCAGAAGCCGACCCGGAGGAGAAACAUAUCUCAUCAGUUGCAUAGGGGAACGGGGGAGAGGGGUCAGAGUUCAGAGGUCAGCCACAAAUCUAAAGAACCCUUUACUGGUUGAGCUGCUCAUUUGAUGAUCAUUUAGCUGACCAGCGGAGGAUUCAUCAUCCCUGUUUCCUGUCUCUCUGUCCUUCCUGAGACCCUCUCUGACUCUCAGACUUACACUUUACUCAAUCUCUAAACUUUGGCCUAUGACCUUUGACCUAUUUGCCCCAGGACAAGAGGGACCACUCAGCACUUUAGAACUCCCCCACCCUCCUCCAGUGUUGAGAGGAUCUCAGCAGAGGAGGUGUGGUUGCAACUGUUCACAGUUCUGAACCCUGAUGUUUCUAGAGGAUUGUGUGCUGUCAUUAGCAUUAGCCUCUGUAGCAGCCUAAUCAUCAACCCAAACCUCUAAAUCAUAACUCUAAUCCCAACCCCAAUCCUAGACCUUUAACUCUAAUCCCAACCUCUCAAAACUAAUCCAAGCCCUCAACUCUAAUCCUAUCCCUUCAAUACUAACCCCAACCCUUACCAUAACCAUCACCUCUAACACAGUCUACACCGGGUCGCACAUGCAAGUGGCACAACACAUCAAAAGCCAAUGACACUCAUUAUAAUCAAUGCUGUCUACAAUAGAUACAUUCUGAUGCAUUGCACCGUAAACUGAUGCCCCAAUUUCUGACAUACUACAUGGGCUUGUCCAACUUCCGACAAAAUGACAAAUUGAUUUGUAAUGUUGACUUUAAAGUGUCCCAUGUAGACAGCCUCACUCUCGUGUCAACCGAUGUGCUCGGUGUAGAAAUGGUGUAAUCAUAAACUUCCAACUCCUCUACCAAGCCUAACCUUAAAUAUCCAGCUCUACUCCCAAACUUUAACCCUAAAUGUACAACACAAAUCCCGAUCUUACCACAAACCUUCUCCAUCCCUAAUCUAAACCCCCAACCCUAACGAGCCGACAGUAACCCAUACCCUAACCAUAAACCUCCAUCAUUAAUCCUAACCCUCAACUCUAACCCUAAGCCUCUGAACCUACAAACCUGUACCUCCAACAUGAAUCCCUACCCCUUACCAUGAGCCUCCAUCAUGAAUCCUAACCCCCAACUCUACCCCUAAACCUUCAACACAAUUCUGAACCACCAAAUCCUAACCCUGUAACACUGUUACCAUAAACAUCCUUGACUAAUCAUAACCUAAAAUUCUAACCCUAACCCUCCAACACUUAUCUUAACCCCCAACCGUGAACCUUCUACAUGAAUCCCUACCCUUGCCAAAAGCCUCUGUCACUAAUCUGAACCCACAACCAUAAACCGCCAAUUGUAAUCUCUGCCCUUAGCAUGAAUCUCCAUCACUAAUAUGAACCCCAUAACUCUAAACCUCCAUCACCAUUCCAAACAUCCAACACUUAUCCUAAACCUUCAGCUCUACUCCCAACCCAAACAUUAAACCCCCAAUACUAACUCUCACCUCCAACCUUAAUUGUAACCCUUAACCCUACCCCAGUGUGAACUUAACAUCAUAACCCCCACAUAUCAUAUUUGAAAUAUCCCCACCUUAUUUAUCAGCUAUAAUAUAUUCUAUACAAUGUGACGUGACCCCAGUUUUAUGUUUUUAAGUGUGAGGUUUGUCCUUUGUAUUGUGUGAUAAUUUGUGUUGAUAACAUUUUUUUGUUCGUUUACUGUUUACUAUUUCUCCAUGUUCAUCUCUAGAGGUCAGACGUGCUUUUGUACGACUAGAAGAAUCCAGCCCUGGUGUCUAUCGUGAAGUGUCUUGAAGUAUCGUGAAGUGCUAAUGUAGAGCAGGCUGAGGACUCUGUGAUGUUAGUGGAGGGUGGCAGAUUGUGGCUAUUGGAACUGUUAAUUACACCUUGGUGGCUAAAGAAGCACAGUGGCCCUACAGGAUAGCUGCCCUCUAUAAACAAAUCGAGAAAGACAAUAGCUGAGGAGGAAAUAAACCUUACCUUUAUUAAGAUAGACUUUUCUGUGCAAUAUAAAUCAAUGUCUUUGUUGAUCUGUUGUUUAAUUCUGGACUAGGAUGUCAUAUCUGAUUUAGUCUGAUCUUUUCUCUUGGGCUGGCGAUGGAAGAGAAUCGAUUGCGCCUGUGUGAUCAAUUUUCUGCUUGUGGACCAAUUUGCAUAAUCCGCUUUUCCUUGAGGGCAGAAGUUGUUUAGACUAAAUAAUUCAGAUAAAUUUGACUUGAGCUUUCAGAAGCCCACAGAUAUUCUCAAUAUAAGCUUUUCUGCAGCAAUCAACCUCAGCGACUGGAUGAAAAAAGGGAAAGAAAGACUGUCAAAAACUAGCUGCACAUUGGUUACAUGAACCAACAUACUCAUUUCCUCAGUAUUACUGAAAAUUUAGAGUCAGAAUAUAAUGUUGCUAAUAACGUCAAGAGUAACGUCAUCAUUGGGUGUCUUGCACAAUGCUGCCAUCUAUAGGAAGGAUGUGCAGUAGGCACAAGGGUGUGGAGCAAAUAUCACACCACCUCAUCAGGAUUUAAGAGAUGCUCUUCCGCUGUAACUAUAGCAACAGUCUUUCCCACACUCUAUUCAUUACCAAUGCAAAUUACUGAUAAGUUUGCUGGCAAAAAGUUGUAAAUCAAAGUACAACUCAUUUGUGUGCUAAUACCCACACCAGCAGUUAAGCGUCCAGGACUUUGUCUAUGUUCAGUGAUAUUUGCAGCCAUAAGCUGAGUAUAUAUAAGUACAGAUAUACAUUUAUUCAAAAGUAUGUUGAAUAUAUGUAUAUAUAUUUUAAUCUGUGUCUUACAAAUUAUUUAUGAACAAUAACUUGAUUGCAAAAAUUGAGUAUACUUUUCCCUGUGUUUCCUGUGCAAACUCCUUUUGUAGAGGAACUCUUAAAAAUUCUCUGUCAGAGAAUUCAGAGAAAACUCAUGAAUUAUUAAUGAGAGGAAUUUCGUCUAAUGGUUGCGGUCUCUCCUACCAUUACUGUUCAUUUAGCUCUUAUUUUAUACAGCAUGUGUCAAAGGCCUGUAAUCUGCACGGGGCGACAAAACACAUACCCUGUAUCCUCUGUUAUGAAAAAAAAA
Sinocyclocheilus grahami is the source of this 4561-nucleotide messenger RNA. RefSeq names its product leucine-rich repeat and transmembrane domain-containing protein 2-like. NCBI's taxonomy places the organism in Eukaryota, Metazoa, Chordata, Actinopteri, Cypriniformes, Cyprinidae. The transcript is spliced from 3 exons. The coding region runs from base 416 to 1531 and encodes 371 amino acids. The record is from RefSeq and is a predicted model, not a curated record. Gene Ontology annotation, molecular function: protein binding.